AUGGCGUCUACUUAUACCUUGCUCCAGUUAAGUACGGUUGUGCUCGGUCUGCUUUUGUUCUGUGAUCCCAAUUGUGCCUUUGCUAAGAAGACCGGUGGUAGGAUUGGUGGUAGUGCCUUCUCGUCCCCGUCUCGAACCUCUUCUUGUACUUCACGGUCAAGCUCCUCUUCCUAUUCUAGAACGUAUCAUGUGCCAAGCUAUUCACGGUCUGAGAGCUACUCAUACUCAUAUUCUAAGCCGGAUGCGAUCGAUAUUCUGUUUCUGUGUGUUUUAUGCUCUGUGGCACUGGGGCUUUGUGUAUACCUCUCACAAGGAGAGAAAACUAGCGUCCUUAAACUACAGCUAGGGUUGCUUGGCGUGGGGAGGAAAUUACAAAAAGAUUUCGAUCGCCUUGCUGAAGAUGCAGAUACAUCCACUUUAAAGGGUCUCAGCUAUGUUUUAAACGAGGCAACAUUGGCUUUGUUGAGGCAUCCGGACUAUUGCAUCGCUUGUCAUUCAUCAGUGGAUGUCAAGAGUAAACAAGAAGAGGGAGAGAAACUAUUUAAUCAACUCUCCAUUGAAGAACGGAGAAAGGUCGACGAGGAGACAGUUGUGAAUGUGGAUAGCAUAAAGAGACAAAACUCGAGAAUUCGGACAGCAAGCGGUUCCACCAGUGAAUAUAUUGUGGUAACAAUCUUGGUGGCUACAAAAGGUGUACAGAAAUUACAACCAAUGAACGGAAUUGCGGAUCUUAAGGAAGCUUUAAAGAAGCUCGGGUCGUUACCAAGCGAUCGAAUAAAGGCGGUGGAAUUACUGUGGACACCAGAGGACGAGAAUGAGGUUUUGUCCGAAAGAGAACUACGUGACGAUUUCCCACUCUUGACGCCUUUCUAG
This is a messenger RNA of Microthlaspi erraticum, 873 nucleotides long. The record is from the annotation of a GenBank genome assembly. Lineage: Eukaryota; Viridiplantae; Streptophyta; Magnoliopsida; Brassicales; Brassicaceae.